Magallana angulata is the source of this 811-nucleotide messenger RNA. RefSeq lists its product as uncharacterized. The record is from RefSeq and is a predicted model, not a curated record. The transcript has 7 exons. Bases 49 to 432 code for a protein of 127 amino acids. Lineage: Eukaryota; Metazoa; Mollusca; Bivalvia; Ostreida; Ostreidae.
GUCAUAAACAUUUUAUCUGUUUUGGAAUCAACAGGAAUACUAUUCACGAUGGCUAUUGUAAGACAUACUACCCAAUAUUCCGAUGCCUACUUGGACAUAAGCUAUUAUGUGCCACCACAUCAAUACACACCUGCGGAUAUUGAGAUGUACUUAAUAAGUCCAAGACCGCAGUUUCCUCCACACGAGCCACCAGUACCAGUUAGCGAAUAUCUGAUUGUGUCAGAUUUGAAUGAUUGGUUCGAGGAUAUAUUAGAUGAGGCAGAAGAAGAGAUCGAAAUAGAGGCAAUUGCUGACCCCAUUGCUCACCGGGACAUUGUUACAGCAUUUUUUAAUGCCACAAAUAUCGAUUACCCAAAAAAGAAAAAGACCUCGUGGUUUAGAAGAGGCGUUCGAUUCUUAAGGAGAGCAAUAGCCCCCUUAAGAAGACAGUAAACAGUAAAACAAAGAGGCGCGGAUCAAGCGCAAAAUGGGAUCUCGAGACGUAAGUAACUGUUCCAUGUAACUGCUAGGUCGCAUAGCGGUCCGACAAGUGUUGUUUGAAUACUAUUUUUUAUAACUGAAUACUACUGAUUUUCGUUUUAAUAUUUUUAUUCAAAGUGCAAUUUUUUUUAAAGGAUUUUAAAACAUUACCAAUGUAUCUUAUCCGUAUGUGUUAUAUUGAGAGGCUAUGAUAAUCUUUUGACUUCCUGAUUUGUAGGCAUAUUGCUAUUAUAUAUCUUUGAAACAGUGUAUGAUAUCAUCUGGAUAUCUUUUAAACAUAUACAGGUGACUUUUUAUUCACCCCUAGUCCAGGAAAAACUUGAUUGAGGGC